This is a messenger RNA of Gossypium raimondii (Peruvian cotton), 508 nucleotides long. RefSeq names its product cysteine proteinase inhibitor 1. The transcript has a single exon. Lineage: Eukaryota; Viridiplantae; Streptophyta; Magnoliopsida; Malvales; Malvaceae. The record is from RefSeq and is a predicted model, not a curated record. Gene Ontology annotation, molecular function: cysteine-type endopeptidase inhibitor activity. The coding region runs from base 35 to 394 and encodes 119 amino acids.
AAAAUCAACCAAGAACAUACAAAGCAGACUCAAAAUGCAGCAAAAUUCUUGCUUCUUGAUCCUCCCGCUGUCCAUCCUUCUCCUUUCCCUCACUUUCUCCGAUGCUAGAAAGGAUGCUCUCGCCGGAGGAUGGACGCCAAUCAAGGACAUCAAGGACCCACACGUGAUGGAGAUAGCGAAAUUCGCUGUCGACGAGUAUAACAAGCAGUCAAAGGUGAGUUUAAAGUUGGAUGAGGUGGUGAAAGGCGAGACUCAAGUAGUCUCCGGGAUCAAUUAUAAGCUAGUUUUGAAGGCGAAGGACGGAAGCGCUGUUAAUACGUAUGAGGCUGUGGUGUGGGAGAAGGCGUGGCUGCAUUUUAGAAAUCUUACCUCCUUUACCCUCGUCAUGGAUUAGAUUUUAUUAUAUGAUAACAAUAUAGAUGUUCAUGUAUGUUAUCAUUGUCCAUUUUUGAUAUGUAAGUGAUGAGUGGAGAAUAAAAUCUUGCUAUGCUAAUAUAUCCUUCGUUUU